AUGUCGUGGAAAUUGACAAAGAAAUUGAAGGAGACGCACCUCGCCCCUCUGAUCAGUGGUUCGAGUCGAACUACGUCCACGUCGACAGUAAAGGCAGAGGAUGCAUCCCCUGCUCAGGAAUCGCCUGACCUCUCGACAAUCCACAGCAACACCAGCACAACUUCAGCAAAUGGAAUAGCGGCCUCCGAGCAACUCACCUCACCCCCAGUCCAAACCACCAAGCCCGGUAUUCUGAUUGUGACGCUUCACGAAGGCAAAGGCUUCUCCUUGCCCCAACAGUACCAGUCAGUUUUUAACAACCACUAUGGCUCGGGUCAGUCGGGAUCGGUCAGACCAAGUUCAUCCUACGCCGCAGGGUCCAUGGCAGGAUCAUAUGCCCCCAGCAAUCGGCCAGUGUCAACCCACGCUGGAAUCAAUGCGGCUCCAACCAUCCAUGGAAGAUACAGCAGCAAAUACUUGCCUUAUGCUCUGCUCGACUUCGACAAACUGCAAGUGUUUGUCGAUGCAGUAUCAGGCACGCCGGAGAAUCCUUUGUGGGCUGGAGAUAACACCUCCUUCAAAUUUGACGUGUCAAGAGUGUGCGAGCUCAGCGUCCAGCUGUAUCUCCGCAAUCCUGCUGCAAGACCUGGCGUGGGUAGAAGUGAAGACAUCUUUCUCGGCGGUGCCCGGGUCACCCCGAGAUUCGAGGAGGCUCGGCAAUUCGUUGCAGACCCGAAGAAGAGCAAGAAGGAUAAUGAGAAAGCUGAAGCGGCCUUCAAUGCGCAGGAGAAGCAAGCAGGUCAGCUGGGGGCUGAGUGGGUGGACAUACAGUUUGGUACCGGCUCUAUUAAGGUUGGCGUCAACUAUGUCGAAAAUCGUCAAGGCAGCCUCAAAAUCGAUGAUUUCGAGCUCCUCAAAGUUGUCGGCAGAGGCAGCUUCGGAAAAGUCAUGCAGGUCAUGAAGAAAGACACUGGUCGAAUUUACGCCCUCAAGACCAUUCGAAAGGCGCACAUCAUCUCUCGGUCCGAAGUGGCGCAUACCCUAGCGGAAAGAUCGGUGUUGGCGCAGAUCAACAAUCCUUUUAUCACACCUCUCAAGUUCUCUUUCCAGUCGCCAGACAAGCUUUACUUCGUCUUGGCUUUUGUCAACGGAGGAGAGUUGUUCCACCAUCUACAGAAAGAACAGCGUUUCGAUAUCAACCGAUCCCGCUUCUACACCGCAGAGCUACUGUGCGCUUUGGAAUGUCUGCACGGCUUCAAGGUCAUCUACAGAGACUUGAAACCAGAGAACAUUCUACUGGAUUACACAGGGCACAUUGCUCUGUGCGACUUCGGUUUGUGCAAGCUGGAUAUGAAGGACGAAGAUCGUACAAACACUUUCUGUGGUACACCUGAAUACCUCGCCCCUGAGCUUCUUCUCGGCCACGGCUACACGAAGACUGUCGAUUGGUGGACUCUCGGUGUCCUCUUGUAUGAGAUGCUUACCGGCCUGCCCCCUUUCUACGACGAGAACACCAACGAAAUGUACCGCAAGAUUCUGCAAGAACCUCUACAUUUCCCCGGCCCGGAGAUCGUUCCUGCGGCAGCCAAGGAUCUACUUCAGAAGCUGCUCGACCGCAACCCGGAGCGCCGGCUGGGAGCUGGGGGGGCGGCAGAGAUCAAGGCUCAUCACUUCUUUGCAGGCAUUGACUGGAGGAAACUGUUACAGAGAAAGUACGAGCCAAGCUUCAAGCCCAAUGUGGUUGACGCACGCGAUACAGCCAACUUCGACAAAGAAUUCACGUCCGAGGUGCCCAAGGAUUCGUAUGUGGAGGGCCCGGUCCUUUCUCAGACCAUGCAACAGCAGUUUGCCGGCUGGUCAUACAAUCGACCUGUUGCAGGAUUAGGUGAUGCCGGGGGCAGUGUCCGGGACCCGUCGUUUGGAAGCAUUCAAUAG
Molecule: messenger RNA, 1914 nt
Organism: Cladophialophora yegresii CBS 114405
Lineage: Eukaryota; Fungi; Ascomycota; Eurotiomycetes; Chaetothyriales; Herpotrichiellaceae
Product: AGC/AKT protein kinase
Exons: 4
Coding region: 1-1914 (637 amino acids)
Biological process (GO): protein phosphorylation
Molecular function (GO): protein serine/threonine kinase activity; ATP binding
Source: RefSeq, a predicted model, not a curated record